GGACUUGUUGUUGGGUCGCGCAGUCUAAAAAAAAAAAAAAAAAAAAAAAAGGCAGACAAGGGUGCAGACGAGACGCAGUUUGCCGCGGAGAGCCCAGCCGAUCUGAAGCAAAAUGACCACAGUGGAGAAGAGAUAUGACCCCAAAGACACCACGCUGAAAUUUGUCAACAGGCCAGAUGAUCUGGAUCCACUUCCCCCUGAAGAAGGAGACUUGAAUCUUAGAGCAGAGAUGUCCUGCGGCCACGCCGUCACCCCGGAGUCUCUCACUGGAUGGUGUCGCAGCCUGCUGGAUCAGGGCCAGUACAAAUUCAAGUGUCCUGCUUUGAAGACCGGCACCUUGCAGAAGUGUGGCGCUGUGUGGUCCUAUCAAGAGGUGCGCAGGCUGGCUGUGCUGACGGCUGAAGAGAUGGCGUAUUUUGAGGAGAAUAUGGCACGUCUGGCCGCCACAGAAUACUGUGAAUAUAAGUCAUGUCCUGGGUGUAAAAGCUACGUGGAGAGAGAGGACCUGACUAACCUCAGUGUGCGCUGUACAGUCUGCACAGCAGACAUGAAGAAGGUGUACGAGUUCUGCUGGCAGUGUCUGAAGCCUUGGAAAGGAGCAGCUCCACGAUCCGAUCGCUGCGACAACGAUGGCUGCAUCAACCACGACUUAGAGCUCCUCAAGAACUGCAACACGACCGUCCUCACAGAGGUGCAGGGAGUGACCGCCUGUCCCUCCAUCCGAGUCUGUCCCACCUGUGGUCAGAGGGUGGAGCACGACAAGACAGGCUGCAAGAACAUCAUCUGUCCUCGCUGCCAGGUUGAGUUCUGCUUUGUGUGUCUGAAGCUGACUCCUGAGUGCCUGGAGACCAGCUCUUACUUCAUCGCCUGCAGUGACGGUGUGGCUCCCAGGCAAACAUCCAUCCCUGUGUGGCACAGAAACUAAACAGCUUCACACACUCAUUUAUUAUUCAUGCAUGCUCACAGCUGUCUCCUAUCUGGUUAGAAUUCAUCUUUUAUUGCAUCAGACGCGAAAAACAUUACAGACCUGCUUGUUUGUGCACAUUAAAUGACAUUAAGACAGCUGCAUUCUCUUAUUACUUCACUGUGUUUUAUUACAUGCUGCAUUAAAACUGCUACUGAAGAUUGUUCCCUGAUUUAAUCACUGCAUCAUUUAAUAAAGUUUCUGUCUAAAUAAACACACACUGAAAUUCA
This is a messenger RNA of Mugil cephalus (flathead mullet), 1194 nucleotides long. Its product is annotated as probable E3 ubiquitin-protein ligase ARI5. NCBI's taxonomy places the organism in Eukaryota, Metazoa, Chordata, Actinopteri, Mugiliformes, Mugilidae. Bases 113 to 925 code for a protein of 270 amino acids. The transcript has 4 exons. The record is from RefSeq and is a predicted model, not a curated record.